ACCGCAUUUAGAGGAAAGAGAUUACGUAGUUAGGAUAGUGUUUUUGUAACGUUUGACGCAUCUUCAUUUUUUUCAUCCGCUUAAUUCAAGUUUUGUUUUGAGAUUGAAGACUAGAGUUGAGAGAGAGGAGAGCUCAUUUCAAGCCUCUGAAUAUUCACUGUUGAAGACUAGCCGCUUUCAGGUGUUUUUUUAUUUUUUUUAUCAACGUGGCAUUCGUUGGAGAGGGUUUAGUCGUGGGUGGAAGAAUUGUGGAGAGAUGUCGGGGGUUAAUAUUAUCAUCAAUGGUGGACAUAAAGGGAUUAGUGGGGGAUAUUCCGGUAAUGGAGCGAGUGAUUGGCACAAAGGACAGAAUAUCCUUGUUGUUGCUCAGGACGCAGACAAAGAGAGCAUUGAUGGCGAGCAGAAUCUAAUGCUUGCAGUUGACACUUAUUGGCUCUUGGAAUUGGCCCACAGGGAGUACCAGGCUGGUGAUUACGAAAAUGCUGAGAGACACUGCAUGCAAUUAUGGAGACAGGAGACUAACAACACCGGAGUAUUACUCUUACUGUCAUCAAUCCACUUCCAGUGUCGUCGGCUCGAAAAAUCAGCACACUACAGCAGUCUUGCUAUAAAACAGAAUCCUCUUUUGGCCGAGGCGUACAGUAACCUUGGGAACGUGUACAAGGAGCGUGGACAGCUUCAGGAAGCCCUUGAGAAUUAUCGACACGCUGUCAGGCUAAAGCCAGAUUUUAUUGAUGGAUACAUCAAUCUGGCUGCUGCCCUGGUAGCAGCUGGGGACAUGGAGCAGGCGGUGCAGGCUUAUGUCACUGCUCUGCAAUACAAUCCAGACCUGUAUUGCGUGCGAAGUGAUCUGGGUAAUCUUUUGAAAGCAUUAGCGAGACUUGACGAAGCUAAGGCGUGCUACCUGAAGGCCAUCGAGACUCGCCCGGACUUUGCCGUUGCCUGGAGCAAUCUCGGUUGUGUCUUCAAUGCACAGGGUGAGAUAUGGCUGGCUAUUCAUCAUUUUGAGAAAGCUGUUGCACUCGAUCCCAAUUUUCUCGAUGCCUACAUCAAUCUUGGAAAUGUCCUCAAGGAAGCCAGAAUAUUUGACAGAGCUGUUGCUGCAUAUUUGAGAGCCUUGAACUUGAGCCCCAACAAUGCCGUUGUCCAUGGAAAUUUGGCGUGCGUUUACUACGAGCAGGGGCUCAUCGAUUUGGCCAUCGAUACCUACAGACGAGCCAUCGAACUCCAGCCCAAUUUUCCGGAUGCAUAUUGCAAUCUGGCCAAUGCACUCAAGGAGAAGGGACAAGUGGUCGAGGCUGAGGAGUGCUACAACACUGCCCUACGACUAUGUCCCACUCACGCUGACUCUCUCAAUAAUUUGGCCAACAUAAAGCGGGAGCAAGGGUACAUCGAAGAAGCGACUCGUCUUUAUCUGAAAGCCCUCGAAGUAUUCCCAGAGUUCGCGGCAGCCCACAGCAAUCUUGCAUCUGUAUUACAACAGCAGGGAAAAUUAAAUGAGGCACUAAUGCAUUACAAAGAGGCAAUACGUAUACAACCAACUUUUGCUGAUGCCUAUUCAAACAUGGGCAACACCCUCAAGGAGAUGCAGGAUAUUCAGGGUGCUCUCCAGUGUUACACAAGAGCUAUUCAGAUAAAUCCUGCUUUUGCCGAUGCACAUUCGAAUCUCGCUUCAAUUCACAAAGACUCGGGAAACAUUCCUGAAGCCAUUCAGUCGUACAGAACAGCAUUGAAACUCAAACCAGAUUUUCCAGAUGCCUACUGCAAUCUUGCACACUGCCUGCAAAUUGCCUGCGACUGGACUGAUUACGAAGCUAGGAUGAAGAAACUCGUGUCAAUCGUUGCUGAACAGUUGGACAAAAAUCGUUUGCCAAGUGUUCAUCCUCAUCAUUCCAUGCUUUAUCCACUUUCACAUGACUUUAGAAAGGCCAUUGCUGCGAGACACGCUAAUUUAUGUAUUGAGAAGAUUCACGUGCUGCACAAACAGGCGUUCAAAUAUCCCCGUGAAGCUGGCCAACGGUUGAAAAUCGGUUACGUCUCCUCGGACUUUGGUAACCACCCAACGAGUCAUUUAAUGCAGUCAAUUCCAGGUCUCCACGACAAAAACAACAUUGAAAUAUUCUGUUACGCAUUGAGCGCCGACGAUGGUACUAAUUUCCGCUCGAAAAUAGCUCGUGAAUCUGAGCAUUUCAUCGAUCUAUCUCAAACCCCAUGUAAUGGAAAAGCAGCAGAUCGUAUCAAUAACGAUGGAAUACACAUUCUGGUUAAUAUGAAUGGUUACACGAAGGGAGCGAGAAACGAAAUAUUUGCAUUACGACCAGCACCCAUUCAAGUCAUGUGGCUCGGUUAUCCAGGCACAUCUGGUGCUAGUUUCAUGGAUUAUUUGAUUACAGACGAGGUAACAUCACCUCUAGAACUGGCUAGUCAAUACAGCGAGAAAUUGGCCUACAUGCCACACACAUAUUUCAUUGGAGACCACAAACAAAUGUUCCCUCACCUGAAGGAGCGACUGAUUCUCGCAGAUAAGUUGGGCCUCAAGGGAAAAGUCGCGGACAAUGUCGCAGUGAUAAAUGCCACUGAUUUAUCCCCUAUGAUUGAAAAUACGAUGGUGAAGGAAAUACGUGAGAUAAUAGUCGCUGAUUCGAAGAACAAACCAGUUGAAAUAUCCCUGAAGGUCGCUGAGCUGCCAACAACAACUCCAAUUGAAACAAUGAUUGCUUCUGGCCAGUGUCAAAUGUCUGUCAAUGGUGUGGUUGUUCAGAAUGGCAUGGCACCGACACCUGUCAAUACCAAAACGGCCACUGGUGAGGAAGUACCACAGAAUAUAGUAAUCACAACGAGACAGCAGUAUGGAUUACCCGAGGAUGCAGUUGUAUAUUGCAAUUUUAAUCAGCUGUACAAAAUAGAUCCAUUGACACUUCACAUGUGGGCGUAUAUUUUGAAACACGUACCAAACUCGGUUUUGUGGCUUUUGAGAUUUCCAGCGGUGGGUGAGCCAAAUUUACAAGCCACUGCACAGCAACUUGGUCUUGCACCUGGUAGAAUUCUCUUCAGUAAUGUCGCUGCUAAAGAAGAGCACGUCAGGCGGGGACAAUUGGCUGAUGUUUGUCUUGAUACACCGCUUUGCAACGGCCAUACCACCAGCAUGGAUGUUCUCUGGACUGGAACCCCCGUGGUUACUCUACCUGGCGAAACUUUGGCUUCGAGGGUUGCCGCCAGUCAACUGAAUACCCUCGGGUGCCCAGAGUUGGUUGCUAGAACCCGCCAUGAGUAUCAGGAAAUCGCUGUCAGACUGGGAACUGAUCGAGAGUACUUAAAAGCCAUUCGGGCUAAAGUGUGGAAGGCUCGAUCAGAGAGUCCCCUGUUCAACUGCAAGAUGUACGCAAUGGGAAUGGAAAUGCUGUACAAGAGAAUGUGGGAGCGUUUUGCACGUGGUGAAAAGCCAGAUCACAUUUCUGCGAUUGAUAGGAGCGAGAGCCAGCAAAAUCAGAAAGUCACGACAGCCUCAUAAAUAUGUCUGAUAUUCUCUCCUCCUCUAAGAUCUCAUUAACAUUUUUGUUCAUUCACGUACAGAGAGAAUAUAUUUUCGUUCAUUUUGUUGAAUUAUAAGAGCGAAUUCUUACCACGAGAAGUUAUGCGAGAACUGCAUUAACCAUUUGAAGGGCCUUGGGAUAUUUUCUCCAUUAUUAAUUC
Messenger RNA from Fopius arisanus, 3693 nucleotides. It is a transcript of the gene sxc, whose product is annotated as O-linked N-acetylglucosamine (GlcNAc) transferase sxc. Gene Ontology annotation, biological process: protein O-linked glycosylation. Gene Ontology annotation, molecular function: protein binding; protein O-acetylglucosaminyltransferase activity. The record is from RefSeq and is a predicted model, not a curated record. NCBI's taxonomy places the organism in Eukaryota, Metazoa, Arthropoda, Insecta, Hymenoptera, Braconidae. The transcript is spliced from 10 exons. The coding region runs from base 257 to 3511 and encodes 1084 amino acids.